CCCAGAACUAUUCGAACCCGCAUUUGACCCACCCACCCGAUUUCUAAUCUCCUCACCAACGCCCAAUUUGGGUAUACCUAUCAAAAUCGGAUCCAGAUCCUAACACGUAUCAUCACCGGGUUCUCUGUCCGUCUCCCUUCUCUCCUAACCCUAUCAUUUUCUGCCGGACCCUCUUAUCGGACUCUAACAUCAUAACCACCACCCACUCUCUCUCUCUAAAGUGUUGGUAAUCUGAAGCCUAUGCGAUGGAAAUAUCAAAUGAUCCAGGUACUAAGAAACCAAAAAGGCUAACAUCGGUUGUUUGGAAUCACUUUGAAAGGGUUAGAAAGGCUGACAUCUGCUAUGCUGUUUGUGUGCAUUGUAAUAAGAGACUUAGUGGAUCAAGUAACAGUGGAACUACUCAUCUGAGAAAUCACUUGAUGCGGUGUUUGAAAAGAUCAAAUUUUGACGUGUCUCAAUUACUUGCUGCAAAGAGAAGGAAGAAAGAUAAUACCAUCAGUCUAGCAAACAUUAGUUUUGAUGAAGGUCAGAGGAAAGAAGAAUAUAUAAAGCCAACGAUUAUCAAGUUUGAACAAGAGCAUAAGAAGGAUGAUAUCAUUAGCUUCGGAAGUAGUAAAUUUGAUCAGGAAAGGAGUCAACUUGAUCUUGCACGCAUGAUCAUAUUACAUGGAUACCCAUUGAGCUUGGUUGAACAAGUAGGAUUCAAGGUCUUUGUGAAGAACCUCCAGCCUCUCUUUGAGUUUAUGCCAAACAGUGCUGUAGAGAUUUCUUGUAUAGAUAUCUAUAGGAGGGAGAAAGAGAAAAUGUAUGAUAUGAUAAACAAACUACAAGGUAGGAUUAAUCUGUCUAUUGAAAUGUGGUCUUCAGCAGAAAAUUCUUCGUAUUUAUGCCUGUCUGCUCAUUAUAUUGACGAGGAAUGGACAUUACAGAAGAAAAUCUUGAACUUUGUCACACUUGAUUCUUUGCACACUGAAGACUUACUUCCAGAAGUGAUUAUCAAAUGUCUCAAUGAAUGGGAUAUUGAUGGCAAGCUUUUUGCCUUGAUACUUGAUGAUUGUUCCAUAGAUGAUGACAUCACCCUUAGAAUAAAGGAGCGAGUUUCUGAGAAAAGGCCUUUCUUAAGUACUCGUCAGUUACUUGACAUACGCUCUGCAGCACAUCUCAUAAAUUCCAUUGCUCAAGAUGCCAUGGAUGCGUUACAGGAAGUGAUCCAAAAGAUUAGAGAGAGUAUCAGAUAUGUUAGAAGUUCACAAUUAGUGCAGGCAAAAUUUAAUGAAAUUGCUCAGCAUGCUACAGUUAACACGCAGAAGGUGUUGUUUCUUGAUUUUCCUGUUCAGUGGAAGUCUACAUAUCUCAUGCUUGAAACUGCGGUAGAAUACAGGAGUGCUUUUUCUCUCUUCCAAGAUCACGAUCCCUCUUAUUCAUCAACACUAACUGAUGAAGAGUGGGAAUGGGCCACUUCAGUUACUGGAUACUUAAAACUUUUAGUUGAAAUUACAAACGUAUUUUCGGCCAACAAAUUUCCUACUGCUAAUAUAUAUUUCCCUGAGAUUUGUGAUGUCCAUAUUCAGUUAAUUGAUUGGUGCAGAAGUUCAGAUAGUUUUCUUAGUCCCAUGGCUUUGAAGAUGAAAGCCAAAUUUGACAAGUACUGGAGCAAGUGCAGUUUGGCAUUAGCUCUCGCUGCUGUUCUAGAUCCUCGGUUUAAAAUGAAAUUGGUUGAGUACUACUACUCCCUGAUUUAUGGCAGCACUGCUCUGGAGCGUAUCAAGGAAGUGUCUGAUGGUAUCAAAGAACUUUUUAACGCAUAUUCUAUUUGUUCAACUAUGAUUGAUCAAGGCUCAGCCUUGCCUGGUAGCAGUUUGCCUAGUACUAGUUGUAGUUCCAGAGACAGGCUAAAAGGCUUUGACAGAUUCCUUCAUGAGACAUCACAGAGCCAGUCUAUGACAUCAGACUUGGACAAGUAUUUAGAGGAACCCAUCUUUCCACGUAAUUCUGAUUUUAACAUAUUGAACUGGUGGAAAGUCCACAUGCCAAGGUACCCAAUUUUGUCUAUGAUGGCACGUGAUGUUCUAGGGACUCCAAUGUCAACUUUGGCUCCGGAAUUGGCAUUUGGCACUGGGGGCAGAGUGCUAGAUUCUUCUCGUAGUUCACUAAACCCAGAUACAAGAGAGGCUUUGAUAUGUACCCAAGAUUGGCUCCGAAAUGAAUCUGGAGAUCUAAAUCCAUCCCCAAUCCACUCUGCUCUACCUCUUCUCAUCGAAUGAAGUUAAUUUUACAAUGGUAUGCUUCAGUAAAACUGGCCUUAUGGAAGAAGCAUCUUAGAAUUCUCAAAUUGGCCCUUGUUCCCCGCGUCAUUUGUAGCAGGGAAGUGAUCUAUCUUUGUGAAAAUAUUCUGUGAAGAUGCACUGUAUAUUCUUAGACCAACAAUGUAGAUUUUUUUUAUACUUAUAGAGAUCUCUUCUCGGUUAGAUGCUUUUAUUGGACUAGCAUUCGGCUGAAUCUGAUUUUGUAUAGAGGGUUGCAUGCCCUUGAUAUCAAAAUCGCUCCUUGCCUGAGUUUUCUUU
This is a messenger RNA of Vigna umbellata (rice bean), 2564 nucleotides long. NCBI's taxonomy places the organism in Eukaryota, Viridiplantae, Streptophyta, Magnoliopsida, Fabales, Fabaceae. The record is from RefSeq and is a predicted model, not a curated record.